Messenger RNA from Cannabis sativa, 2185 nucleotides. Its product is annotated as cold-responsive protein kinase 1. The record is from RefSeq and is a predicted model, not a curated record. Gene Ontology annotation, molecular function: protein kinase activity; ATP binding. The transcript has 7 exons. Gene Ontology annotation, biological process: protein phosphorylation. Bases 648 to 1874 code for a protein of 408 amino acids. NCBI's taxonomy places the organism in Eukaryota, Viridiplantae, Streptophyta, Magnoliopsida, Rosales, Cannabaceae.
AAUGUAAUAAUCGGUCUAAGAAAGGCGCAAAAUUGGAAAUUUAUAAUUAAAUGCAGAGAGAGAGAGAGAGAGAGAGAGAGAGAGAAAGUAGAGAGAGAAACGUGAAAGGUUGACCAGUUGAACUGGAAACGAAGAAGAAAGCGAGGAAGAAGCAGUGUGGGAAUUUUCAUGUCAAAGCCGAACUACGACACCAUUGCUUAAAUUCUCACCACCAAGCCUCAUCAGACAUCUUAACUCCGUCAAAUACACGUUUCUCUCUCCCUCUCUCUCUUAUGUCAGUCAUGUACAGAUACGGAGAAACGACAGUAAACUCAAUCUCUAAUUCUCUACACUAUAUCUGAAUUAUUCAAACCGAGUUAUAUACAUAUACCUAUACAUACACACAUCUACUUUGGCUCCUCGUAUAAAUAUUAUAGAUUUAUUAUUUCAAAGACCCAUAUUUUCUCUUCUUUUAUUCUUUUAUAUUGUUUUUUACUGACAAUCACAAACCCAAGCUCCCAUAUCCAGCCGCCGUUCAACAACUGCUCAAUCUCUUCGGUUUCUCUCUUCUAGCUCAAAGGGACUCUUCCUUUUUGAAUUUUCUCAGCUUCUGAGGUAUUCACUGUGACCAUUGAGUUAGGAAUAGCGUGGACUGUCAUUCAGCAAUUAUGACUUGCAUGUCUUUCUUAUUCAGUAGGAAGGGGAACAAUGCAAGAAACCAUGGUUUUGAUGUUGAAGAUGAUGUUUCUGGAAUUCAUGAUGUGAAACUUUACACCUAUAGAGAAUUAAAAACUGCAACUGAGGAUUUUAGUCAACAUAAUAAAAUCGGAGAGGGUGGUUUUGGUUCUGUGCAUAAGGGACGGCUUAAAGAUGGGAAGCUUGCUGCUAUAAAAGUUCUUUCAGCUGAAUCAAGGCAAGGAGUAAAAGAAUUUUUGACAGAGAUUGAGGUUAUCUCAAAGAUAGAGCAUGAAAAUUUAGUUAAGCUUUAUGGCUGCUGUGUUGAAGGGAAUCACAGAAUUUUGGUGUACAACUACCUCGAGAAUAAUAGUCUGGCCCAAACUCUCCUUGGUGGAGGGCACGCUUAUAGUAGUAUUCAGUUUAGUUGGCAAACACGGUAUAAAAUUUGCGUAGGGGUUGCACGUGGCCUUGCAUUCCUUCACGAGGAAGUGCAACCUUAUAUUGUUCACAGAGACAUCAAAGCCAGCAAUAUUCUGUUGGACCGAGAUCUGACACCAAAAAUUUCUGAUUUUGGUCUAGCAAAGCUUAUCCCAUCAAAUAUGACUCAUGUUAGCACACGUGUGGCAGGAACGAUAGGCUAUUUGGCACCAGAAUAUGCGAUAAGAGGGCAACUAACAAGAAAAGCAGAUAUUUAUAGUUUUGGGGUGCUCCUGGUGGAGAUAGUAAGUGGAAGAUGUAACACAAAUACUCGACUACCAGCUGGAGAACAAUAUCUGCUUGAAAGGACAUGGCACUUCUACGAACGCAAAGAGUUGAUUGGGCUGGUAGAUUCAUCAAUGAACGGGGAUUUUGAUGCCGAGGAGGCUUGUAGAUUUCUUAAAAUAGGUCUUCUUUGUACGCAAGAUGCACCAAAGCUGAGGCCAACGAUGUCAACCGUGGUUAAGAUGCUGACCGGAGAGAUAGAAGUUUAUGACAGUAGGAUCACAAAGCCUGGUUUGAUAACAGAUUUCAUGGACCUCAAAGUGAGAGGCCCUCAGAAAACUUCCAAGCUCCACUCCAGUGACAGUGAUAAUACAACGUCGUCAUCGUAUAAUCUACCCUCUACCUCAGAGAAACUAGACGGUUCAACUAUGUUUUCGGACUCAGCUGCUGCUACCAUGUCAACCUUCACCUCACCUUAUGAUCAGAGCAUUGUUACAAAAGAGUUUUCUGUAUGAUUCAUUGCAUUGCAUUGCAUUGCAUUUUUGUUCGUGGGUAUUCGUCCUCGUGUGUAUAUUGAACGACUGUUUUUUUUUUUCAAUCAUUUGUUAGAAUUUGCCAAAAGGUAUUCCUGUAAAUGGACUAGUCUUGAUAAGUCUUAGAACGUAGCCAAAAUUUGCGGUCAAAAAUUUGAAAAUAAGAUAUGUUUGUAGAUGUAAAUGACCCAAGUCUUUGGUAAGUUUGAGAAACUAGAAAGCUUUUUUUGCGACACGUGCUUGGAGAUACGUAUUGUAAUUUAAGAGUUGUAACAUAGUUGUGUUGUUAAUGA